Carassius carassius (crucian carp) is the source of this 1367-nucleotide messenger RNA. It is a transcript of the gene tspan14, whose product is annotated as tetraspanin 14. Gene Ontology annotation, cellular component: membrane. Lineage: Eukaryota; Metazoa; Chordata; Actinopteri; Cypriniformes; Cyprinidae. Gene Ontology annotation, biological process: protein maturation; regulation of vascular endothelial growth factor signaling pathway; protein localization to plasma membrane. Bases 370 to 1227 code for a protein of 285 amino acids. The record is from RefSeq and is a predicted model, not a curated record. The transcript is spliced from 9 exons.
ACUCUCCUUCCUCGUAAAUAUAUUACACCGACUUGUUGUUGUAAAGAUUGUAUAUAUCAAAAUAUUGUAUAUUUGAAGUUGGUUAUUGUGAUUAAAUGAUAUGUUUUGGCUAGUCGUGAGGUGGUAAAGUUUGUUGGUUAGCCAUACUGAGAUAUCUAGCUGUUGGCAUUGUUCUUGCUUUUAUCGAAGAACAUUAAUUUAUAUUAUCAUAGUACUGACGGUGUUCCCUGCAUUAACUUUCUUAAAUCUCCUAAACGAGAAUAUUAAAUGUUUCGGUAAGACUGAGAGUUGUCUUGGCAGCUGGUUUUACAAAGUGAGCCGACAACUUUGCUAAUCAACUAGCCCUUCAGCUAACUAGCGGAAGAAGAAAUGUGGGCAGAGCUUGUGAGCCAUCUUGUGUGUGUGUGUAGGAAGAUGCACUAUUACAGAUAUAAAAAUGCAGAGGUCAGCUGUUGCUACAAAUACCUCAUGUUCAGCUACAACAUUAUCUUUUGGCUAGCUGGAACGGCAUUCAUUGCAAUUGGGUUCUGGGCCUGGAGUGAAAAGGGCGUUUUAUCAGAUCUGACACAAGUUACACGUCUACAUGGUUUUGACCCAGUUUGGGGGGUGCUUGUCGUGGGCACAGUCACUUUCAUUUUGGGAUUUGCUGGGUGUGUUGGAGCUCUCAGGGAAAACAUCUGCCUCCUUAAGUUUUUCUCUGGAGUCAUUGGCUUCAUCUUCUUCCUGGAGUUGACGGCUGCGGUUUUGGCGUUUGUGUUCCAGGGCCAAGUUAGGGAGUGGAUCAAUGAUUUCUUCUUGGCCAAUGUAAAGGCCUACAGGGACGACAUUGACCUGCAGAAUCUGAUUGACUCUCUCCAGAAACUGAAUUAUUGCUGUGGUGCUAAAGACCCCAACGACUGGAAUCUAAAUGUGUAUUUUAACUGCUCAAAGGAUAACCCAAGCAGAGAGAGAUGUGGAGUGCCCUUUUCCUGCUGCAUCAGCGACCCUGCUGAUACAGUGGUGAACACGCAGUGUGGAUAUGAUGUUAGAAUGACUGGGAACCCGCCUCAAUGGGGCCAAACCAUUUAUGUCAAAGGAUGCAUGAUGGCUUUAGAGGAGUGGCUUCCACGAAAUCUCUACAUUGUGGCUGGAGUCUUCAUAGUCAUAUCAUUGCUACAGAUGGUGGGAAUCUUCUUGGCAAGGACGCUGAUUGGAGACAUUGAAAAAGUCAAGUUUAAUUAUUACUGAGCUCUGACAUAACUUAAAGCGAGCUAAGGGCAAUGUAUGGAAAAAGAUGUGGAACUACUUUUAUUUUUCUGCGUCUUUUUUUGUGGAGAAGAGGACUCUGGACCACCUUUUCAGCAUUUCUAUUGACCACAUAUUGAAUA